ACACGACCGUCGCCUUCAAACAGGACCGUUCUGUCCCGCAUCUCAAUACUCCACAUUAGAGGGGAAAGAAGGGCCACGAACGAUUUCAAAGGGGUUAUACACGUCAGAGGUGUAUGUGCUUAGUCGGCCUGCUAGACUAUCCAUAACGGCGUUUUCGCUUCAUGUCGCCAUUCGUUGACUCGUAAAGACCUCCAUCUUCUAGCAUCUUGUGGAGUAUCGAGGGAAGCCCAAACGACCAGACGAGGACACCUGCACAGCUUGCUUCCUCUUAGGUUGUGAAAGAGACCCACGAAAAGGUACCCUGGACAAACCACGAGAAUGUCGCCCGAAGUUAUCCUCCCUACCCCACCGGCAACGCCACCAACGCAUCGCAAAAGCUCAACGACAAGUCUGAGCGGUGUGGACAAAACGAAAGAAGCCAUACAGUCACCUGCCCGCAAGUCGGUCACAAAGCCGGCUCCCUUACACCCCGGCCUACCCACCGAAAUAUGGAACCAUGUCUUCUCUCUGCUAGCCAGCCAGCCUGCGAACCUUUACCCGCUCCUGACGGUCUCAAAGACAUGGUACCCGCAGGUCGAACGUCAGCUAUACCGUCUCGUCACGUUCACGUCGAUGAAGCAGAGGAGCUCGUUUUUCGCGGGCAAGCUGGGCCCGCAGAACCCGGAGAUUGCAAUGGAGAUGCAGUGGUUGUCGGGCAAAUUGGAUCAGCUAGCUUUGUAUCCUAGUGUUGUGCAGGCGGCGGAAGUUUCGAUCCCGGGUGCGUCGACGGGGGUGAUCAAGGGGAUUGACUUUGGGUUCAGAGCACUGGCGCCGGUUUCGAUCCCCUCUGUCACGCCGACGCCCACUCCGGUGUCAUCGGGAACUACGACACCAACAUCCUCGCCGACUCUUGGCCCGCAGUCAGUGCCCAACAGCGUGGCAUUGGCCGCGGACAUGAUACUCAACAGCAGCUCCCUUGGCGCUUCCCCAACCCCGAAUCCGACGCCAUACGGGGCAUGGCCGCACAGAUCCGUUGGGCCUUUGCUCGUGCUUCUUUCCCUGAGAUGCCCGAACCUGACGUAUUUGGGUCUGUCGGGUUGUCAGUUCGACGAGUAUUCGUUUGAAGAGGCGAUUGUUCGUCUGCCGAAUCUCAAACAUCUGGACUUGUCGUGUUCUAACCUGAAGAAUCGUGGAAUGAAGGCGAUUGCGAAAUGCCCGAAUCUCACUACCCUUGACCUUUCAGGUGUCUUCAGAUUCCGUCGCCACAACACAUCCUACCUAAAACUCAUCCUCAUCCACUGCACGCAACUGACAACCCUCACUGUCCGCCAGUGCCCCGAUCUCUAUGAACCCCUCCGCGAAGAACUCGCCCGUCUCCGACCCACGGUUACCAUCGUGUGGUCCGGCCUCGACAUCGAUGCAAAGGAGGCCUUGGGCAACGUCGUUGAGGAGCAAUAACCGCCUUCUUUCUCGUUCGGUCUACCGGUAGUCGGCGUAUACAUAGUUCUUUCCAUAUAACACAGUACUUGUCGUACAUCUUUGCAUAUAGCUCGUCAUCUCUCUGUACAACAUAUCCCCGCAUCUAGCCUGUACCCCCUUUGGCGUAUAUACUCUUUUCAUUAGCGCUUUUCAAAUAUAGAAGAUCCAGAUUGCAUUACAU
Fimicolochytrium jonesii is the source of this 1639-nucleotide messenger RNA. RefSeq lists its product as uncharacterized. The record is from RefSeq and is a predicted model, not a curated record. NCBI's taxonomy places the organism in Eukaryota, Fungi, Chytridiomycota, Chytridiomycetes, Spizellomycetales, Powellomycetaceae. The transcript has 2 exons. Gene Ontology annotation, biological process: SCF-dependent proteasomal ubiquitin-dependent protein catabolic process. The coding region runs from base 319 to 1437 and encodes 372 amino acids. Gene Ontology annotation, molecular function: protein binding. Gene Ontology annotation, cellular component: SCF ubiquitin ligase complex.